Aedes albopictus (Asian tiger mosquito) is the source of this 6223-nucleotide messenger RNA. Its product is annotated as putative gustatory receptor 28b. The record is from RefSeq and is a predicted model, not a curated record. Gene Ontology annotation, cellular component: neuronal cell body; membrane; dendrite. NCBI's taxonomy places the organism in Eukaryota, Metazoa, Arthropoda, Insecta, Diptera, Culicidae. The transcript has 4 exons. Gene Ontology annotation, biological process: chemosensory behavior; sensory perception of taste; male courtship behavior. Bases 3447 to 4352 code for a protein of 301 amino acids.
UUAAUAGGCGCCAUGGGGAAGUUACAUUCCACCUGACGCAGGUCCUUACAGGUCAUGAUUGCUUCCGACAGUAUCUACACCGUUUCGGGCAUGCGGAUUCUCCCAAAUGCCCAGUGUGCAAUGGUUUAGAGGAAACGGCGGAACACGUUUUGUUCGUGUGCCCGCGUUUUCGCACAAUGCGUGACCGCAUGCUUGCCACAUGCGGGGAGGACACAACUCCGGACAAUUUGGUCCAGAGGAUGUGUAGGGAUGAGUUUGGCUGGAACGCCGUUUCAACGGCUAUUACCCAUAUCGUCUGGGAGCUACAGAGGAGGUGGCGCGUGGAGAAUGGCUAGUCCAGAUGCAGUACAAGAGAUGGUCCAGGGGUUCGAAGUCGGCUUCGCAGGUCAUACCGGUGCCCUGCGGUCGAGAUCGACCUUUACAGCGAGUAAGUGGCCGCGGAGAGGAAGUCCCGGUAGCGGUGCUGUCGUGGCGUCGGUCUACUGGGUUGGAUCCGAGCCCGCGGUUGGAAAGGGGUAGGUGAGACCCUGCUAUCUGCAACCUACGGAUGCAUCUGAUAGGGCCAGGGUAGUGAUACCCUUCCUUUGCGGGCAGGUCAGAUCGGGUUGCAUGUGGGCAUCAGUUCUUGAUGUCCGCUCAGCAGUAGGGCGCGUGCGGGGUUGAUCCUGCCCGCCUUCCGAGGACAAAGGGAAUGGUGAGGACCACUCAGGAAACUGGCUAAGCGCCAGCAUGUUACCGUGAUGGACUCUCCAAAGCGAGUCAUCGAUGUUCGUUGCUGCAGGCUACGCAGCUAACCUUGAGGCACCGACGAACCGACGUGACAGCUAGAACAAAUAAAUUCAAAUUUGUUGUCCCCGACGCCAUGAUGAAAAAUAGCCGAACACUACCGCCUCCUCUAUAACGGUUCGCGUUGUUUUGGUAACAUGAUUCCAAACCCCCGUGUAUUCAUAUAGGAAGAGGUUCGUGUCUGCGCUGAUUUGACAGAAGCGUUCGCUCGCUUCGCUGGUCGACCGUUAAAUUUGGGGGGGACAGUUUUGAAUCACCACUGUCACGUCGGUUCGUCGGUGCUUGAGGGUGCAAUGUGCACUAGCCCCUCUCUUCUAGCCCCUAGCCUUCUUGGUGGUUCCGGAGAGACGUAGGGUUUGGCGACCAUAGGAAUGUGUUUAGUGGGUCGAGGAGAGAGUAGUCCUGGCUUCUACUAUUGUAGUAGAAGACGGCCUCAGCCCCACUCUAUCCUAACCUUCCUGUUAGGGUGUCUGUUUGCAGAUUAUCUUCCUAUGGUUUAGAAGGAAAAAAAAAGACCGCACUGGUCUAUUGUAUAUCACACCGACCGGGUCGAUAACCGAAUCAAACCCAAGCGACGCGCACUAUCACCGAUAAUUCUUCUUCACAGAUCUGGCAAAUCCGGAUCGGCAGGACCAAAAAUGUGGGAUAAUUCCCGGUUCGCACUUCAGCGAAAGCACCCGUGAAUAAGAAUUUCGGACGACAUACGCGAUGACUAAUGUGAUACGAUCACGAAAAUGAACUUUAUUAAUUGCACUAGUUGCACUACUAAAACAUGGUUUAUUGAAUUGGGGACUGUAUUAAACCACCGACGCGCGAUCCAAUGAUCGCAACCGACACGUUCGAUGAUUGAAAUUUAACUGAUCUACACUCAGCGAAGUAAACUACCGAAAUACAUCAAAAUACCUUAUGAAAUUUAGCCAUAACUGUAAAGUAUGGAUGCCAUAAGAAUACCUAAUGAAAAUUAAACAUGCUUAUUAUGACCAAAUUACAUAAGAUAAACUUAUGAAAAGAGCAGAAAAAUCACAAAAUGAUGCAGACUGGAAUCGAUCCAUGAAUGUCGAGAUUAUUGAGCUCGUGCCCAACCCACGCGGCUAUCGACGCUUGAGAAUAUCGUGUUGCUAAAUGUGUAUGAAAUGAAAGCCAAACUGUGAGUCGAUUCUGUGUCAUAGACCGACCUUAUGAAAAUCGUUCUAGCCGUUAUGAAUUGUUUAAAGGCCAUUUCAUAAGUUAGACCUUAUGAUAAUCUUAGGUUUAUUUGCCUGAGUGUAUUGGUGAUUUUAUGUUGCAUGAAGAAGAAGAAGAAAAACGAUGGUGUUUUGAAAAAAUCCUAUCCCUACAAUACAGGGAAGAUUUUAAAAUGCCUCUGUAAAAUCUAAAACAAAAUCUAAUUAAAAACGGUUUGAUGUACGGUGUCAGACUUUGGACAAAAGAGAUCGUUCCGUAUCAAUCCGAUAUACAGGGGAUGAAUGUAAAUCUUUUCAAAUGAAUGGUUGCAACCUUGAUUUCAAGUUGUGUCAAACGUUUUUAAGAGCUUAUUAUAUAAGUCAUAAAUGACAAAAUUUCAUUGCAUUCGGUUCAUUGAAUGCGGAGAUAUAACAGCUCAAAGUUGGCUAUCGGAUAAUUCUACCUUUUUCUAAAAUGCCUAUAACUUCGUGCAGUAUAGCCCGCUCUUUUUCAAAUUGUGUCCACUGAUACACAAUUAGUUGAUCAACUUAUAAUAAAAAUUUGAGAAUAUUCGAUGCACUUUUCGAAAAGUGCUAAUUGCUAAUUGGACAUUUUUUGAAAAAUGAAAAUUUUGCCUGUCCCGAUCAUUUUGUCUAUCCCCUGUAUGUGUUCAGAUGUACGAAACAUAUUCUAUUCAUGCAAAAAGAUUGAAAAUAAGUGAUAGACAAGAUAUUUAUUUUUUUUUAAUUCCAUAUUUUUAAAACUCGAAAACUGUUCUAUUUUUUUCUGAAGCGCGGUCUUGAAAUCAGCACGAAAUUAUGCAUCGAAAAUAUUGGUCGUUGAUAGAAGUUCACGACUUUCGUUUUAUAUUGUGAACUAGUGUAACACAACCAAGGUGGGCACAGGUACCGAAGGCGUUGGCUUUGAUACUACUGAAAAAGGCAUUUUAAGUACAGUCGAUUGCAGUCAGAAGCUCUACUUCAUAAAAAUUAAUUAUUCAGCAUAUGUACAUUAAAAAGGAUAUACCAACACACGAUUUAAAUGCCCUUCCAACAUCAUAGGUAAUUGUUUGGUCAUCUGGUGUGACACCUGAAAGAUUUCAAUUCAGUUUGUAUCAAGUUUCAACAAUGGUAAGAGAAAAGAACAUUGAUUCUGUUAACGUUAUACUCAAAGAGAAAAUAUUUCAAUUUUAGAUCCUGACCAACAAAAUACCACUAGUUUUGGAUAUCAAAUCCAAACAGAAUAUCCAAGAAUCAUUUAAAGGCUCUUUGCAACCGUUGAUACUUAGUGCCCAGAUAUUUAACGCCGCACCCUUCCCAUUAAAUGCUUUUUCGAAUGAUAACAACACUUGGAACCGAAACUCCAAAGCUGGACUUAUUCUUCAGUCAGCUUGUGCUAUCUGUCUAAUCGUAGCAUCGACGGUUUCGCUAGUUUACAAACGACGCUGGCGACUGGAUGGUUUGAAUAUCCCAUUUUUCACCUACAUUUUGUACAACAUGGAAAUUUGCAUUGGAUUGCUCAAUUGUACCAUUGUCUACAUUUGUUGUCAAUGGAAGCGAUCGCGUUACAAUGUUGUCCUCAGUCAAAUGAUGGACAUAUUGAAUGAUUUUGGAAAGUUUGCCGAAGAACAGGACAUUGCAUGGCUUCGUUAUCAAUUUAGUAAGUGCCUGCUAAUUGGUACCUUUUACUUUGCGGUAAUUGUUAUAGUUGAUGCGACCUACUAUUGGAAAGCUAUUGUUACCGUGUGUACAACGGGGGCCUAUUUCCUACCAAGUGCUGUGCAAUUCCUAUCGCUGUUGCAGUAUGCAUAUGUAGUCGUAUUUGCAUAUCGAAAAUGCAGAACCAUCAAUUCCAUACUUCUGGCGAUACGAUAUUCAUUGAGGUCGAAUUAUAAAAGCUACUGUCCAACGAUUCGAUCUCUGAGGAAACAGCACAUGCUGUUACACCGGUUGGUGUUCCAAGUGAAUCGGGAUUUCGGAGUGCUGAUUAUUUUGGCGGUUUUCUCAGUACUCGUAGCUAUCAGUAUCACGUGCUUGGAAAUGUAUCAAUACACGCACCAAAAAGCAAUUACAUUUUCCACCAUCCAGUAUGUGAUCUAUUCGGCUCUUUGGGUAUUGAUGUACGUUUGCAAAUUACUGAUUGUCCUUAUUCCAAAUCAUUUGAUGGUAAACGAGCGCGAACUAACCGGAAUGUUACUUCAAGGACUGCCACUGAUAGAAAAUAAUGAGUUCACCUAUGAGACAUCGUCGUUCUCUCGACAGAUUUUGCUCCAGAAAGGUCCAUACACUGCUAAUGGUAUAUUUGUACUGGAUUUAACACUCUUAGUUCAUAUUUUUGGUGCUUUGGCAACUUAUUUGGUGAUUCUUAUUCAAUUCGAUCAAUCAGCAAGGACCAGAUUUUAGGAAUAUUAAAGACAUCAUACAUACCGUCGUGCGGGGCUUCUUUAUACACUUUUUCACGGUUUUUCAACUUUAUGACAUUAUAACUCCCAGAGUAGUGAAUGCAUUUCCUCAAUUUUUACACACAACAAUCGUGUGUAUGUAUGUAGGAUGUAUGCAAAAUUUGAGCUAAAUCCAUCAAUAAACAAAAAAAAGUUGUUCAUACACCAAUCGGACACAUUUCAUAUAGGCCUGGAUGGGGGCUACUUUGGACUUUUUUAACUAUAACAAAACUGCAUUUAAAAUUCCAGGGUUAUUUAGAAAACUACAUUGUACCAAUACUGUAGCAUACUAUAUCGAAAAUUAUUUUAAUAAAUGAAUCCGUUUUUAGGUGAUUCUGUGCUAUCUUUGGUAUUAUAAGCAGCGUGAUAUUGUAAUAUAGACAGCCUUAAAAAAGGUACCAUCAGUCCUCUGUUUAGGUGAAAUGGUCAUUUAUAAUGUAUAACGAUACAAAUAUUCGAUUGUAUAUGCUACGUUGAUACAUCUUGAAUGAAUUGAUCAACCCUUUGAAAUUUAUGAAGUGUAGGAACAAUGCAUACAGAGCAAAUGUUCUGAUACGUUGUAUAUAUUUUUUUGGUUUAUCCGAUGUUUUUUGUGUCCUGGCAAGCAAUAAAGGGUCUGUUUGAAAAACAAUUUCAACUAAAUGAAGGGGAAAAUAUUGCUUCAUAAUAGUCCUAAAUACAUCAAACAGAUUUGAACCAUAUUUCGAAUUCAAAAAAUCCAAUUCAAAAGUGUCCAAAGUAGCCCCGCAUUUCAAAAGUAGCCCCGCACGACGGUACUAGCGUAGAUCAUUUGCAACAUCUGGUAACAGAAAAGCGUACAGAGCUUUCUUGAAAUGUAACACUAGUUUACAAAAUAAAACGAAAGUCGUGAACUUCUGUCAACGACCAAAGUUUCUGAAGUACAAUUUGGCACUGAUUUCGAAACCGUGCUUCAAAAAAUUUUAAGUAGAGCGGUUUUUGAGUUUUAGCUCAAUAUCAAGUUUUACCACAGACGAAUUUAUAUCUUCGUUUGUGGUUUUACAACUUUUAAAAAUAUGGAAUUUACUAAAAUUCAAAUAUCUUGCGUUUUGUUCAACCAAUCACAAAUAUUUUUCCAUAAAUUAAAAGCUGAAUACAAUACCAUUCGAUCACCUGAAUGCAGGUUUUGCGUCAGAUUGAUGAAAUUCAAGAUAUUGGCGAGUUUUAGGGACGAUCUCCUUAAAUUUUAGCUAAAUUUCCAAAAAUAUAUGAAGAAAUGUAUUUUUUUUUUCAAUAAGAAAAAAACAAUAUAAAAAUUCUUUCUCAACGUUUAUUUGACAUCAUAUGUAGGCGAGUUACAUUAAAAAAAUCAGCUCAAUCGGAGCAUUGAUUACGGAGAAUGAGAUGUGUGAAGUGAGUGACGUUGGUUAAAAAUAGAACAAAAAUCGAUUUCAAAUCAUCAACCUUGUAUGGAAAGUCGAAAAAUUUUCCGCUCUACUGUAUUGUUUUUCCUUCGCGUUUUCGAACUCAAGGCAUGAUUCUACACCAAAAAUGAUCAUCAGCUUACCGAGCUCAAAAAUGCUGUAAACUAGUGUAACUUUAGUCUUUUACAUGUUUGAUGGAAUUUAAAAAAAAAACUAGAAAAUUUGUUUGUGUUUCUAAGCGAACCACCACGCUGACGACCCUAUACCAACAGCUUUAAUAAAAUAUAGGCUUCUCACCCAUAACUCCAUUCAUAAUUAACCCAAAAAUACAGUCAAACCACAGAUAAACGCAUAACGUUCGCUUCAAAUGAAAUCACACCAAUGAACGAGGGGUCUAAAAUACAACGUUUUUGCUUGUGCAACUGACAGCAUCCAAGUAGGUGCUGGCAGA